AUGUAAUAGGUGCAUAUCCGCCAUUGAUAAAUUCAGAUAUUCUGAACAGUUCUGAGGGGAACAAAUUUCUUAUUUAUCCUGUGGACAAAAGAUGUACAAAUUAUGCAGACAAGUUUAUAAUAUUUUUUAAGGAAGAAAUGUUCAAAGAUCAACAAUUAGGUCAUCUGACACCACAUGACGACAACAUUAAAUAAACACCUGGAGCAAUAUAGACAAUAAAUAAGUGAGAAAACAUUAUAGGUUAUAAUUGAUUUACAGCUUAAUCACACCUUUCUGUAUUAUGUGCUGAUUCUUUUAUUGUGUAGAGAUUUACCUUGGCAUUUAUGUUGAUGCAAUAAAAUUUUCUUGUGUUAUAUAUAUACAUAAAUUGAUAACAGUGAAAUCAUCAGAAUGAGUGUUUCUUCAUUGCCGUCUGCCACUAGUGGAUCUAGUAAUCGGAGUACAUCUGUAUCCACUAACAUGUCACUUUCUCCAGGUUUAGCACCUUACAAGACUCUUUCACCUAGCAGUUCACUUGUUGCCCUUUCUAAAGUUGAGGAUGAUGAAUUAAGAGGGAAAAAGUCAGAUGAACUUGUUAGAAUUAUUCGCAGAUUAGAAUCUGAAAGUAGAUCUUUAGUUGCUGAACACAGUUGCAUAAUAAAAGAUGUGAAUAGACGUUUGCAGAUAUAUAUGCUAGAAAUCAGAGGUUUGAAAGACAUAAAUCAAAAGUUACAGGAUGACAACCAAGAGUUGCGGGACUUGUGUUGUUUUCUUGAUGAUGACCGCCAACGAAGUCGUAAACUUGCUAGAGAAUGGCAGAGAUUUGGACGAUACACAUCAAGUGUGAUGAGAAGUGAAGUUUCUACUUAUCAGCAAAAACUGGCAGAUCUAGAAAGUAAACAGGAAGAGUUGGUGUCAGAAAAUUCUGAAUUGAAAGAGCUAUGUUUAUAUUUAGACCAAGAGAGAAUGCGAUAUAACUCAAACUUAAGAGAUGACGGGGAUGGUAGUAGUAAUAGUACAACUGCCGGACUGGAAGAUAAUGGUGUGAUUAUGAAUGGUACAGGGUCAGAUGUACCAACACCUACAGAACAAAGACCAAAUCAGGACAAUACCAGACAGUAUAUCCAACAGCUGGAAGAGCAAGUUAGAAAUCUUGAAGAAGAAAAGAAACAGUUGGCACAGAAAUCUGAACGCAAUGCAGCAGAUGGGUACAGACCUCCAGUAGACCGGAAGGGUCCAAGACAAAAGUUAGAAAAUAGAUCUGCUCCAGUUGGUAAUAAUGAUGACAAUUACAGUGGCAGGAAGUCAGCCACACCUACACCAAGGGGAGAUAAUACAAGUCCAUCAAAACCUGAAGCUGUUGUUCAUGCAAUGAAGGUGUUAGAGGUUCAUGAGAAUCUCGAGAGACCCAAAGUGGACGUUGGUGGGGAAAACCUUGAUGAUACAGAAAAAGCAAUAGUCAGAGAGAUGUGCAAUGUUGUGUGGAGGAAACUUGGUGAUGCGAAUCCAGAAAAAGGGUCAGCUAAUCUGUACGAAAAUAUUCCAGCUCGACAGUCAACUAAACCUUCAUCUCAGCCCUCAUCAUCUCAACAGCGAUCUGUUUCUCAACCUAUACUAUCACGUCAACAGGUGCGAUCUCCACCCAUGCCUCAUCAAUCAGGAAGAUAUUACAAUAGUCAGCAAUCCACUCAACAACAACAAAACCAUCCAUCAUACAGUCAUAACCAUCCAACUGCUUCAAGUUCUACUGGCCAUCUCGGUCCUUACCAUGAAGAACCAAUGAGUUCUGACAUUUCACCAGGAAUAACACACACAGUUCAUUCACAGAACCUACCACCUCAUCAUCAGUACAGAUCUCCGCCCCCACCACCUGUCAAUCAUAACAGUAACCGCCCUCCACCUCCCCCUGCUAAUUACCAUUACCAGGAAAGACCACCACCUCCACCAGUUUCUCAUCAGAACUAUGAAAAUAUCCCACCACCUCUUCCACAGAAACCAAGUUCCUUUGGUCAGCAGAAUUAUGAUAGGCCAUUGAGAGCUGAUAGAGUGUCAACAACAUCAAUGUCUGAUCCACGAAAGCCAGUUGAUUCGAGAGAAAUGGCACACAAUUACAACGAUCAAAGAAGUCGUCGAGAUCAGCAAGAUGUAAACAUCCCGCAAAGAUCUAAUCCCAUGAAUCGUGAAAGAAGCAGAGAAAGAAUUCUAGAUUAUCCACCAGAAACUUCAAGGUCAUGGGAUCAAGGAAGACGACCUCAAGACUAUCCUAGAGACCCAAGGCAAAGUCAUACUUCACUUGGAUCUUACCACUAAGUGUAUAAUGUCCAAAACUACUGUAAAUUCAGAAAUUUUUGCAUGCAUUUAUUAUUGCGAUUUUUGAAGAAAGACAUAAAUGUGAGAUUUUUUUAUUGGGAUUUCAGGAAAAUCUGCAUACACUUAUAUGUAUCAAAUACAGAAUGAGAGUUCUUAUUAUUGCGAUUAUCACCCAGUCGCAUUCAUUAUUCGCAUUAAUAAAAACCUCGCAAUAAUUUCUGAAUUUACAGUAAAUAAAAAUGAUCAUUUUGAUUUCUAUGUUCACCAGUCCCUUAUAUCAACACCAGGAAUCUAGUUUUGUCCUAUAAAGUCCCUUUGAGAAGCAUUAUGACUGCAAUUCCUACACAUUUUUUCUCACUAUCAGGGAUAAUUAUUUUGAAAUCACAUCAUCAGGUAUAAAGGAUGGCCUUUUAACAUAGGAACUAUAACUAUUGGUGCUAUAACAUUUGAUAAAUGCAUUUAUUUUUGUUAGAUUUCUGCUGGCAUUUAGCCUUUUUAAAAUUUAUUAUGAUUGAACAGUUAAGUGUAAUUAAUUUACCCACAAUUUUCUUUGUUUGCAUUUAAAAGUGAAUCAAGUUAAUGAUUUUGUUUCAUUUCAGGCUGUGCAAUAUUGUGUUGAGAGAUAACUUCAACACUUAAUAUUACAGACCACAUGUAUUUUACUUAAAAUUUUAUCGUAAAUGGAGAAGAAAAAAUUGGCCCCAAUUAUGCCCUCAAUAAUGCCAUUAAUAAAAUUAUAUUUAAAUUUUUUCACCAUUUUGCUGAAUUAAUCUGGAAUUUCUUUACUUCAUGAAAACCUUACUGAACAACAAGCAACUGUGCAAUGAGGACCGAAUUUAGGUAAACAGGUUAUUUGAAUAUUGGCAGGCUUUUUUCAGAAUUUGCCAUCUUCAUUUAAAAAUAUUAUUAAAAAUAGUUGUGAUUAUGGUUUAAGUACUUCUCCAGUGAAUAAUUUUUAAAGUAAUAAAUAUUAUUGGUUUAUAAUUAUUUUUUGUGCUUUUUGAAUGAAUAAUUAUUAAUUUAAGAUUUUUUGUUUAUAUAUAUAUUUGUGAUUUUGUGUCAUUGGAUUACUGUCUCAUUGACAUAUAGUUCACAUCUCCUUUUAUUUAUAGAAAAUAUUGCAGAUUACUUAUUUUUUGGGGGUUUAUAUUUAUAGAAAUUAACCUCUAACAAAUAAGUAAUCUAAGAUUUUAGAUAUUUUAAAAUGAGGUGUAAAAGUAAACGUUCUUUGUACAAAUACACUAUUAUAUAAUACUUUAUUUUUUUUUCCGGUUUAAAAGGUAGCUUUAUAAUAUAUAAAAAUUGUAUAAACUGUAAACCAAAAACAUGUUCAAUGUUAUAGGGCAUAUUUUUGUGAACACUGCCAAAAUAAAUGUCAUCAAUGCAAUCAUAUCUUUCAUCAAACAUAACACAUUUAUUUUUGAAGUAAGGUCUCAUUAUUUUGCAUUUACAUGUAAUAUAUUGAAUAAUGUGUAGUUUACUUAUUAGACUACCUUGCAUAAUUGAUCAUAAUUGUUCAAAUCAACUGUAAGACAAUUUGCAUUUUUCUAAAACAUUUGUUUAUAAGGACCAUUCACUUUAUCAUAUUACCAUUCACUGUUGUUUUGAAAAGUUGAGAGCUGCUUUAAAUUACGAAUUUUUUUUUAAGUUCAUGAAAAGUUUUUAACUACUUAUAAAAAAACAUGUUGUUUGUUAUUUUUAAUGUUUACUUCAAGUAGCUGUCAAAAUUUUUUCUGUUGUGAUUUUUGUACAGUAUAUAUUUUAUGAAUUUGAAUAUUUCAACUGUAUAAAGUGACAGCUAUUUGUUACUCUGUAAAUAUGUACAAUGCAUUUAUUAAUUUAUUAGAUUUUGACAUAAGUAUUGAAGGUAUACUUGUACAUUUGAAAUAACGUUUGUGAAAUAGGAAAUAAGGUUUUAUUUUGUUUACCAGUACUUUCAGUAAAUAUUUGAAUGUUCUUUAUCGGUCAAUAGAAAUCAUAGGACUUUAUACUUUGUUGGAUUCUUUAUAGACUGAUUUUGGACAGGAUCACAUGAUUUCUCCCUUACAUUUUACUCUUGUUAUAAUGAAGAAUUUUUCAAUUAAAAGUAAAAACUUUGAUUUACCUUUCACAUACAUUUUAUGUCUAGAAAAUUGAAUGAAAUAGGAAUUAAAGGGAGAAAACUCCAGAAUCAAAGGUAAAGGGGGAGGUAAUGUAAUUUCUAUUGGAAAAUAUGUAGAUUUUUUACAGAAUUGUUUCCCUUUUGAUAAAAUAAACUUCAUCCAAAAUUGUAUAUUUUCUUAAGCAGGUUUUUUUUUUUGCAAUACACAUAUUGGUGUGCAUAACAACUAACAUGUUUGUACUUCAUCCAUGAGACUAUGUUUUGUUUAGUCUUUUUCAUCAGUUUUACUUUGAAAGGUCUGGGACUCGUAUUUGAUUUUGUUUGGUCCCAAGAAAGGUUAAGCAUACACUUGUAUCAUAAACCAGUGUCUUCUCAUUGGGAGUGUUCAAAUUUGUUUUAAAGACAUACUUUAUAUAACAAGUUUGAAGUCAGGUGGGGGGGGGGGGGGGGGGGGGGGGG
Mytilus californianus (California mussel) is the source of this 4849-nucleotide messenger RNA. RefSeq names its product coiled-coil domain-containing protein 85C-like. The record is from RefSeq and is a predicted model, not a curated record. Lineage: Eukaryota; Metazoa; Mollusca; Bivalvia; Mytilida; Mytilidae. The transcript is spliced from 7 exons. Bases 391 to 2289 code for a protein of 632 amino acids.